This is a messenger RNA of Manis pentadactyla (Chinese pangolin), 4233 nucleotides long. It is a transcript of the gene ERICH2, whose product is annotated as glutamate rich 2. The transcript is spliced from 10 exons. NCBI's taxonomy places the organism in Eukaryota, Metazoa, Chordata, Mammalia, Pholidota, Manidae. The coding region runs from base 373 to 1218 and encodes 281 amino acids. The record is from RefSeq and is a predicted model, not a curated record.
UUCCGCCUCUCCCCCCGCAGCACUACCGGCUCGGGUCGCGCGCGGUCUCGUCUCCUUGGCGACGCGGCCGCUGCGCUACGGGUUCCCCACCCUGCGCCUACCGCGAGCUGAGCCUCGGGUGUCUGCCCGCAGGUGGUCAGCCUGAGACCGCCGCCGGCGGGCAGAGGCGACGCGGCGACUCCGAGUACCCGCGUGCAGCCGGACCCAGCCCUCACUCUGGACUCCCCCAGGCCUGACUCCUGACCCGCAAACGUCUGCCCACCCCAGGUUCGGGCUCUGGGGCCCACGGCUACCGAGGCGGUGCGCGAGAAGGAAUUAUCUAGACAAGACAGAUGCUGUAAAAAAAAAGUGACGAUUGAACCAAAUGAAGCAAUGUCAGAGAAAGAAGUCCCUUCAGAACACCUUGAAAAUAAAGUGUCUUUAAAGAGUACUGAAAAUAGAGUAUCUUCAAAGAGUGUUGAAAAUAAAGAUACAGAAACAAAUCUACAGUCUAAGCUAUGGUCAUCUUCCUUCCUAAAAGAGAACUCAGGUAAAGUGGGCAAAGAUGCAAUCAUUGUAGAGAAGGAGGAAAAUAAUGAAUAUUGCCUUCAGGAUAUUGAUAAGUUAUCCAACACAACAACUGAUGAUGGUGAAGAGGACAGCAGUGAUGAGGACAGUGAUGACGAUAGCGACCCUCAUAAGGAGACUCCUGCUCCGUUAGAGUUAAUGGCAGAAUUCCUGAGAGCAGAAAUGGGCCAAGAUUACCAUUUGGCAAAAAAAUUAUGUGAGAUGAUCCUAAUCUAUGAACCAGAAAAUCCUGAGGCCAAGGAGUUUUUUUCACUUAUUGAAGAAAUGUUGCUGAUGGAGAAAGCUCAAAAUCUUGAGGAAGAUGAUGAAGACAGUGAUGAAGACAGAGGUGGUGAAAGUGAAGGAGAAAGCAGCAAGGAUCUAAUCCCUGGCAACCAUUGUUCUGCUUUCUGUCUUCAUGAAUUUACCCUAGGCACCACAUCAAAGACCAGAAUGAAAAGGAACAAAUCCUACAAAUACCUGGGGGAAGAGCUUUCCAAACAGAAAAGCAGUAGUUGCAAGUCCCUGAAGUGGCAGCAUGCCGAGAAUGUUCAAGAAACAGCAAGGAGGGGAGGGUCCUGGGGCAAAGUGAGGAGUUCAUCACACAACUGUCCCCCUUUCACUCCUUCUCUGGCGAGUUUGAAUAUUCCAUCAGAAGAAUUUCUCCCUUAGGAAUCAAAAUUUCUCUGUGGGUUAAAAAACUUCCAAGUUACUAAAGAGGAGGGCCUCAGGUCCAUAUUGGGGUGACCAAGCUCUGCUGAGACAAAUGGCAACAAAACAAAAUACCUAUUAGGCUUAGCUUGUACAUCCAAGGAGAAUAUACUUAAAUGGGUCAAAUUCAUUGCUGAACUAAGAGGAGGAAGAGAAUAUUUAUUGAACACUGUAAAACAGGCACAACUGAGCUUACUAUUAUGGGUUUUAUGGGCAUCAAAUAAUCCCACACAGUUUAUAUUAGCCCCCAUUUUACUGAUGAGAAAAAUUAGAAUGACAGCAGUGAAAAGAUAGCUAAUAAGUAGAAUCAACAUUUGAACUCAUUUGAUUGACUAAGUUUUUGCUUUUCCUUCCAUAACAAGCUGCCAUAAAGUCCUCAAGAAGUUCUUGAGUCCACAGCCAUUUACUACAUGAGAAGAUUCCCCAGUGAAAAGUUAUGAAAUGCUAAUAAUACAUUAUUUCAGAGGAAUGAAGUUUUAUCUGAUCUCACUUGAUGCCCUACUAUAAGUGUCCAGAGAGAUUAAGUGAUUGUCCAAGGUCAAAGGGUUAUUGUGUGGCAGGGUUAUGAGGCCUCACAGAGCAGUGAACUGUGUCCAGGAAGUCCUGAAACCUGUAUUUGUUUCCUCAUCUACAAAAUAGAGGGUCUCAUGUAAUAAUUAAAUGAGGAUUAAUACAAUAAACACACCAUAAUUUCCAUGAGAUAGAUUUCUCCCCUCUAUAACAUGACAAUUGUUUCUGUUAGUCAUGUUUCUAGAGUGAGAGAAACAGACACAGAGAGACAAUCUCUAACAUGACCUGCCUCCCACCCCUAGCCCCACUACCACCACCAUCAGGUCAAACUGGGCCCACAGUGAGCAAUCCCCGGCAGCCUAUGCCAGGACUUUUCUCUGAGUCCCAUCUUGGCUCUCUUUGCCUUAUUGGUGUGAUAGGGUGUGUUCAUUGGCAAUUGCCACAAAAAUGAUGUGUAACACACCACCCUGAAACAUGGGUUUACAAUUCAGCUCCAUUCCAGUGGCCAAAGCAAAUCACAGCCAAGCCCAACAUCAAAAGGGGGAGGGGUGGGAGUAAUCUAGGGGGAAAUGAGUUUUACCAGUUUAAGUUUCCCCAUGUUCCAACACUCAUCCCUGGCUUGUCCCUCACUGUGAAGUUGAGACAAUGUGCCUAUAGCCCAGUGAGACGAUAUCAUUUAAUCUGUGUAUUUAGAAACUGCUUGAGCUUUCAGGUUGUGCAGAUCUAAAGGAUCCCAGACUCACCCAAAGAUAAAGAAAACAGGAUCCAGCCUUGCAGCUGAGGGUUAAGUAGAAAGAAUGAGCUGCAGAUGACUGCUUUGAGAAAACCCAUGGCACUGAUUUGAAAAUGAUACAGGUGAGAAUGUUGGGUGUGAAUAAAUUCCACUGAAUUCUUACACAUACAUUCUUGACAUGAAAGGGACUGAGCUAGAGUAGCAAUGAUGAAUCCCUGCAAUUAAGUUUCCAAUUUUCUCCUUGGAGUAACUGGCCAGGAUUAGGCAAGGAAUCUGAUCUGAAACAGAAGUUUAAGUUAUCAGAUUCUUCACAAGUCCAAGUUUUCCAGAACUUCUCAUAAACAGCAUUUCCAGGCACGUAAGUCUGAAAACGGGCUACGUACAUGCUAUUUUAAAUAAUUUAAGAGCUUUUACCCUAAAGAAAUGGAUAAAAUAUCACUAUACCUAGCCUCCCAUUCUUUAUUCUUUUUCACUAAAGCAUCUUGAUGUGAGAAAUCAUCUCUCUUGCAUCCUACUCUUUUGUGAAAGGACUGAUUUUGCCUUAAUUUUUGUUGAGAGAAGAGCAGAAGACAGAUACAUCUCAAAGGAUUUCUGUCAGACUUGCAACCCAAAUCUGCUACUUCUUUGGUCUCCAGUUUUGCAGUGAAAUAUCCUGCCUGGUAACAGCUUCCUUCCUCAGGCUGCCUUUGGGAUGCAGUUCUGUGGAAAAGCAACGGAUAUUCUGUACCCCUCUCCCUUUCACCAAAGGAACAGAGACCCUGGGUGUUUUAGGCCACUUGUGGCAGUAUCUCUGAGCAUUAAAAAAGGCCCUGCUUUGUGAAAUACGGCAGCGUGUGAAUGAGCUGGAAAUGGCCUGCAGUUUUCCUGAAGUACUGCCCCCUUGUGGGAGCCUGUUGUUUGUCCUCUCAGAAAUUGUGAUCUAUCGCCACCUGGUGGUCCCCCUGUCUUCGCGUUUGGAAUAGCAAGCAUUGGACUUAAAAGAUUUGCAAAUACAAAUCACUCUGUCCUCCUUGAUUAAUUUCUUUAAUAUUAGACUAUUUUCAUCUUCUGAAUAUCAAGAAGAAAGGGGCCGUUUGACAAUUAUCUGAGGAACUCGGCUCCGUUCGUUAGGAGAAAAGGUCGUAAUUUCCGGAGCCCUCUCCACAAGCAUUCUGGCUGGAAUUCUGCUUGCCUCGCCUCCCAUUUAACCCCUUGUAGUCUUCCACGAGUGAGUGUGAUGUGAUCUGUUAGGGUGUCGACCUAGCCUUGGUCCCCAAAGAAAGUCCAGCAUGAUUUGGGGAACUGUUUAAAGUACACAAAAGCACCGAAUAAAUCUUAGCUCUGACUUAAGAAAAGCCGAGUGUGAGGUUAACAACGCUUCCCACAGCCCUCGUCUCCGGAGACAGACGUUUAAACGGUGAGCACUGCCAUUUUUUCUUUUUCUUUCUUUUUUUUUUUUUGGUCAUUAAUUAGAUACUUAAAAUAGACCUUAAAGAGCCGUCUGAAAUUAGCCAACACCAUGGCUCCAAAUUACCUUUCCUGAAGUCUAAAAAUGCUAAAUGCGUCAAAGAAAAAGAAAAGACUGACGUUUCUUAUUUACUCACUUUGACGUGGACCAUAUUUUACGCAUAAAAAUCUCCCCCGUAGCCUGCUUGGGCGCCCCUUCCACGCCUUACUCUCCUCCCACCCACUACCUUUUUUUCCUUUGCUGAAAGGCUAUGCCCCAAAUCGGGUUGGAAUAUUGUUAAACCUUC